AUGGAGUACAUCAUCUUUGGUGGCUUGGAGAUGAUCCCCAGGCCGGCCGAACAGGGCAAGGGGACGAAUGGUGGACUUGGAAGUUCGUUCGAUGGAAAGGAAGGAGAGAAGGAGCCAACGGGGGCCAGAGGGCGCGCCUGUGGUCUUCGACGAGCAGUGGAAUUUGCCAACGUCUGGUUUACGCUGGAGGAAAAAGCUCGUUAG
Messenger RNA from Penicillium canariense, 204 nucleotides. RefSeq lists its product as uncharacterized. The transcript has a single exon. Bases 1 to 204 code for a protein of 67 amino acids. Lineage: Eukaryota; Fungi; Ascomycota; Eurotiomycetes; Eurotiales; Aspergillaceae. The record is from RefSeq and is a predicted model, not a curated record.